AUGACGAGGCCUUCCAAGUUGAGAACACCCAGAGCGUCAACGAACCAGCCCACAAGCAACAACCCACUACCUACUGUUGAGGAAGCGGCUGAGACAAUCGAUUCUUCGCCCACACCUGCCGCCACCAACCCGAAGCCUAAGACACCAGCCAAGCCCAAAUCGCCAGCCAAGUCCAAAACAGCAGCGACGCCGAAAGCGACCACGAAGAAAGGCACUGGGAAACCAAAGACUCCGACACCACCCCCGCCAGAAGCCGUGGAAGUCUCUGACGAUGACAACGCCGAAAAGCCUGAAGGCGGAUCACCUGAAAGGGGCAUCGUUGUCUCGAGUACUGACAGCUCACCUCUAUCAAGCCCUAAGUCUGUCCCGUCGUCUCCUUUUGGACGCAUCACGACGCCAAAGCCUGGCAAGAAAAGACGAACAGCCUUCGAAGACAAGACUUACAAGGACGAUGACGUCUCGAACGAGGAACCAGCACCGAGCCCGACACCAAAAGCCGUAGCUGGACCGAAGCGGAAGACCGUAAAGUUCGUUGACAAGACUUAUACCCCUGGGCAGGAAUCCAGCGAUGACGAAAGCAAUCCUCGGCCGAAGGACUCCUCUCGCAAACGGAAGUCGCCUCAGUAUGAGGACGAGGCAUCUGAAGUAGAUGACGAAGAACAGGAAGAAGAUGACUACGACUACGACUACCUCUAUUUUCUCGACGAUCUUAAUCGGUCUACUGAAGCUGCUGGCCUCGAUGAAGAGCUUGUCCAAGAAGCAGCCCCUCAGACGAGCUUCCCCGAAGAAUCUGAAGUUCCUACGAGUGGACCGGCCUCACCUACCAUCUCGGGACCAAAUACAAUUCCCAGUAUCGAGACUCCCAUCGAAUCUCUUUCACGUAGUACCUCGAGCUCUGGCUCGCGAGGAAGCAACCGCCCCUCACCCAAGCGUCAACGAACCACAUCGCCAUCGGCUGUAAGUCCAUCCCACAAAGACACCACGGAACUCGGAGUGGACGGAGACAAGGUGAACGAUUCCAACGACCCCAUCGCAGUCGCAAAGGCACUUUUCAUGACAGUCCAGAAGGCACCGAGACCACUCGAUCUCGGCGAGAUCAGCGCCCUGUUCAUGGUCCUGCAGGAGAAGAUUUCCUUGUUCUGCAAAACCCACUUCGAUUUCGAGCUCACGCCCGACCAGCAAGAAGCAUGGUCCAUGCAUCUUCUCGACACGAAGUACAAGGCACUGUAUGAAGUGACGCAGUGGAUUGCGGACGGUAGCGGAUGCGGAUGGCGCAACUUCUUCACCAAGAAAGAGAACCGCCGACACCUCGUCCACGGCAUCGUCAGCGAAUACUUCCAGCAGCAUAUCUUCAAACACACCGCCUUUGGCAUUCCAGAAGACAUGCUAGAGGAGCUUGAGGACAUCGACCGGGAGUAUCUCCGCUACGACGCAUUCGUGCGCAACAAGAAAAAGGCCGCAUACAUGGAGAACUCGCGUUUCGUCGACGAAUACUUCCCGACGCCAGGCGACCAUCCUCCACACCCCGAAUACCCUCCCAACCACCAAUACCACGAUGACGUGGAUCUCGCGGCCCGCAGACUGGCGACCACGAUCAUGCAAGUCCUGGAACCACUCCUUCCGCCUCCAUGUUUCGAUCCGCUCCAGGUCCGCCAGUGGAGAAUGUCAGCCAGUCAGCGAGACUUAGCUGCUCUCCUCCGGAACGACAUCUGGUUCGAUCUCGUCGACUUGAUUCGCAAGGCCGUGGCACUGCACCACUGUAUCCGGUUCGCGGGCCACUCUGGCCUCGUCGUCCGCAUCGCACCCCACGUGGCCAAGGGGACCAUGUUCACCGUCGACGAUGCCGACAGGAACAUCUGCGUGAACGCCGAGGAGCUGAACAGUAGCGCAUCACGACCACAGGGCCCGGACGCCAGACUGCGCGUCAAGAUGACGUGUUUCGGCCGCGUCGAAGCCGUCAUGCCACGAGGUCUCGACUUGGAACAGAUGGAGAAGGAACAAGCCGCGGCAAAAGCAGCAGGGUACGUUCUCACGCGCGAAGAGGCCGAGAGAAAGCUAUUUCCCAAGCUGCCGUAUGAGUUGCAGGAGACCGAUGCCGGACGAAAUGCCGUCGCCCACCUCGACCCCGUCCCUGGCACGGAGUGGAAUACCGCGCUCUACCGCGCGAAUCUAGAGAGCCACGUCGACCAGCGCUUCUCGCGAGAAACAACGCCGACGAUGAUGCCCCAAGCAGUCAGCCAUCCCUUUGUGACCAUAUACCCUCGAGUCGCUCCCUCCAAUCUAUACUGCGAGUGGGUUUCCGCCGACAAGUCGUCGCAGGGCUGGAAUCAGAGAGCCCAAACGCUCUGGGAGGCCGUGCAAGAAGCACGCAACGAGAAGUUCAUGUUCGCUCUUCGCGAGGACGUGUGGAAUACCAUCACCGACCCCUUCCUCCUGCAAUGGCUCGUGUACUGCGGCAUUGCUGGCAGCGUGGGCAUAUACGGCACCCGCCAGCUCGUCAGGAUGCUCGAGGCGCCUCGCUCCCAAGAGGUAUUGACCGACGUGCAGACCAGCGCCAGCCACGCCCUGUCCGCCCUCUCCGCCGUUGGAAUCAGCGCCACCUCGUACUUGUCGCGACUUCUAACCUCAUCAACAAGAGCAUCGACUACGCUGUGGGCUACGCGGAUCCACCCGAGCGAGUGGACGUACUUCGCACCAUUGACUGUGCCGCGGGAUACCUUCACGUCGACCGUGAUAGGGACGCCCCGAACAAGGACAACGACUGUCGAGGUCGAGACGUCCAUCCUGGACACCGUCCUCGAGACGCACGAUCCGCUUAGGUCGAUGGCGACGGAGGAUGUCACGACCCUAACGACGCCGAUGGAAGUCGACGAGAGUACGAUGAUGACAACACCAAUAGACGUCGACGAGAGCGAAGUAAUGACAACACCAACGGAUACACCAAUGGAUACCCCCGACGCCACGACAGGCGUCGGCGAAUCAACACCGCAGACUUCACAGUCAAGCGGUACUGAUGCCGAUGCCGCCGAUGGCCUCCUAUCAAGCCUCCGUGCCGCAGGGAUCCUGACGGCAAGCGAAAGCGGCACCGAUAGCCCCAAGGCGACACUCAAGGAGUACGUCUUCCGCAGCACGGUGGACAGGGACAGUGAGGAGUUUGCGUGGAUUCAAGAGAUGGUCCGCAAGAGGAUGAAGGCGGAGGGGAAGCUCGUGGAUGUCGAAGAGGAUGAGAAGCCGGAGACCACGGAGACUCCUAACCGCGUGGUGAGGUCGAAGGUGCUCUGA
Messenger RNA from Cladophialophora yegresii CBS 114405, 3282 nucleotides. RefSeq lists its product as uncharacterized. Lineage: Eukaryota; Fungi; Ascomycota; Eurotiomycetes; Chaetothyriales; Herpotrichiellaceae. Bases 1 to 3282 code for a protein of 1093 amino acids. The transcript has a single exon. The record is from RefSeq and is a predicted model, not a curated record.